Messenger RNA from Gossypium raimondii (Peruvian cotton), 594 nucleotides. RefSeq lists its product as uncharacterized. The transcript has a single exon. The record is from RefSeq and is a predicted model, not a curated record. Lineage: Eukaryota; Viridiplantae; Streptophyta; Magnoliopsida; Malvales; Malvaceae. Bases 1 to 594 code for a protein of 197 amino acids.
AUGGCAGGUCAAGUUCUCGUUGUUGCCCUCGUUUUCAUGGCGGUUGUUGUGGCGUUUGCGGGGGAUUCAGCGCCGUCGCCGUCCCCUAAAAGUUCAUCGCCAUCUAAAGGGGGGGCGUCUCCGCCUUCCAAGUCACCUUCUCCCUCUCCUCCUUCCUCCAAGAACUCCUCUGCAUCCUCCCCAUCUCCCUCCUCCGGCGGCGGCUCCAGCAAAAACAACAGCUCUAGUAGCAGCAGCAGCUCCCCUCCUUCGCCACCAUCACCAACGAAAUCCUCCGACGCACCCAAGUCAUCCUCCGGUGGAUCCUCAAGCAGCUCCAAAUCUCCUCCCGCUCCUGCCCCAUCCAGCUCCAGCAAAAGCCACGGAAGCUCCGCCCCAACCAGCAGCGACGAAGAGGAGUCCCCUUCUGAAUCCCCCAAUGCCUCCAAAUCCCCUCCCAUACCAGAAGCUGAGGUCCCUAAUAAAGAUAGCUCUCUAUCCGACGCUCCAGCCAGCGAUUUCGCACCAGAACCAGGUACUUCCGGUGCCGCUAUUGUCAAGGCCUCAGCCGUCGUUGGUGGUGUAGCCGCCGUCGCCGGAUGCUUCCUCUUUUAA